Actinia tenebrosa (Australian red waratah sea anemone) is the source of this 1820-nucleotide messenger RNA. RefSeq lists its product as uncharacterized. The record is from RefSeq and is a predicted model, not a curated record. NCBI's taxonomy places the organism in Eukaryota, Metazoa, Cnidaria, Anthozoa, Actiniaria, Actiniidae.
CGAUUUACACGCUACGACUCGAGUUGUAGGAUGGCGCGAGCGUGUUGUAUACGAUAGUAGGCGAAAAUCGUACCGUCUAAGCCGGCCUUUAGAAAGUGUUCUAUAGCAAUGCGCUCCUAGAAUGAUGUGAAACUGGCGACUUCAGGACUUUGUUGGCUGACUGACGUCUUAUGUUUCGGCAACCAAUGAGAACAUGUUUAGUGUCGGGUGUUGACGGACGCUUGGCGAUAACACGUUAUUCGGCUCGGCAAGUCUAGUCCCGUACUUUCAUUCGAACCUCUCAGAAAGGCUAGCUUAGCGGCACUAUGAAGGAUACAGGAAGAUGAUGAAGACAACCAAACCUAAUUCCCCUUGUAUUUUGGGAGGCUUCAAGCGAUUUCUUCUUGGUUUGGCUGUAAUUGGUGUUUUAUUUGCUUUUUUGUUGAUUGAAAACGAAAGGACAAGCAGUGCUCCACGACCAAAAGCUGUGAGGUAUUGGAUUCAAAUUGCAAAAGACACAGUAUCGAAGGCACAAAGUGCUGUGUAUUUUGCUAGAUACAAUUCUUCAAGCUCUAGGACUAGUAUUCUAAAUACUUUAUACAACAGAGUUGAUAUAAAGAAACGAAAACCAACAGCGGUUCCUCCAAAAACUACGUCACCGAUAUAUUUCGAUUACCAAAGGACAACACAAUGGGGAAAACAAAACAAGACAGCAUGGCAGUUGGUAUACGGUGAUUUGGACUGCCCUGAUAAUAGUCGUAGAGCAUCAUUAACGGCAAUUUUAAAAAAAUGGUCUGAGAUUGCUGAAAAACACAACAUUCAGUAUGCUUUGUUUUGGGGAAGUUUGAUAGGAAUAGUUCGUAACAACGAUGUGAUUCCUUGGGACCACGACAUGGAUCUUCUCGUUCACUAUAAAGAUAUCUUAGUACUAGAGAAACUAGGAUGGCCAAGAAAUAUUCAGGAAUGGGACGGUAAUACCUAUAUUAAUGCUAUCCCUAGCUCUGAACAUAAUAAGUCAAUGGACGACAGACUUCGAUGGGACUGUCAAGGCAAGAUCGCUCCCAGUCACAUAGAUAGUUGUUCUAUUCAAGAACCUUUGGUUCGUCUCUACAACCGAGRCGCAUUCUUGGACGUAUUUAAUUUCUUUGAAUUGGGUGAUUUUAUUGUAACGGCUCCUGAAGGACACCGAGCAGAAAUUGCCAAGAAAGACUUCUUUCCACUUCGACGUUGUUUGUUUAUGGGUGUCCAAGUCUUUUGCCCUAACAACCCCAUCAAGCUUCUAUCCGACUGGUAUGGACCUGACGUCAUCAAGUCUGUAAAGAAAUGUAAACACGGUCGUUGGUUAUAGCUUAGUCAUUCCAGUCUCUAGAAGAAACGUUUUUUUAUUGUUCAAAAUAUCUUUUUAAAAUAACACAUGAUUUUAUACCGAUGGAAGCGAGUUAAAAAAGGUUGGUUGCUUCUUUUUGAUAAAACUAAAUAUAAAAUAUGGUGUUGCGCCUCGUACGGGACAAUCGUUCUUUUGUGUAGCACCUGCCUUAUGGCAAAUUAUUUAAAAUAGAGAGAGAGUCCUCGUUCUUCGACGCAGGCCGGAAGAAACGCAGGCUCUGCAUACGAGAUUGGAGAAAAUAUAUAAACAAAACAAUAAGAACGAGUCGACAAUGAUUAUUAACGUUUAUUUUGGCCAAUCUCAACAGCACUGCUUGGCGGUGCUUGAUUACUGGGUUUUUUAAAAUGCAUAUCUGUUCAAACGUGUAAUUUUCCUAAUUUUAUUUAUAUAUAAAAGGUUCAGGGCUAUAUAUAAUAAAUAUGAAUAGAAAUGAGUAAAGUUUAGUAUAAUCAUA